Molecule: messenger RNA, 1782 nt
Organism: Anarrhichthys ocellatus (wolf-eel)
Lineage: Eukaryota; Metazoa; Chordata; Actinopteri; Perciformes; Anarhichadidae
Product: alpha-crystallin B chain-like
Exons: 3
Coding region: 132-626 (164 amino acids)
Biological process (GO): protein refolding; negative regulation of apoptotic process; response to heat
Cellular component (GO): cytoplasm; nucleus
Source: RefSeq, a predicted model, not a curated record
CCUGGGUGGGAUGGGAGGGAGAGGCCUAUAAAUACUGUGCAGGAGAGCACAUCAGCACCCAUCUCAGACAAAGUCAAACCAAGAGUCCGCCUUUAUACCCAUCGUUUUUACAUCUCAUCUUUAAUCCCAUCAUGGAUAUCCCCAUCCAGUAUCCGUGGUACCGCCGUGCCUUCCCACAUCGACUCUCUGACGUCUCCUUGGCAGAACCUCUCACUGAUUGGCCACUAAUCUGGCCCUUCCCCUGGUCCUUCCCCUGGAUACGUCCUUCAUUUAUGCGCUGGUUCAACUGGCCCGACAAUGGACACAGUGAGAUGCGCAUUGAAAAGGAUCGCUACGUAAUUUUUCUGGAUGUGAAGCACUUCUCACCCGAAGAGCUGUCUGUCAAUGUCAGUGACGAGUUCAUCACAAUACACGGCAAACAUGAGGGCAAACAGGACGACCACGGCUUUGUGUCGAGAGAGUUUCUGAGGAAGUACAGGCUUCCUGCUGGCGUGUCAGGUGCUGAGGUCACAUCCAGUCUGUCGUUUGAUGGUAUCCUUACAAUCACUGCACCUCGGUCAUCUCCCGGCUCAGAGCGCACUAUCCCUGUUUCCUGUGAGGACGGAACGCCGAAACAGAAAAUGUAGAGCAGAGUCUGACGCUCCUCACACUGCUUUACUACUAACUCCAAGUUUUACCUGUUUUUAUAUUUAACCUGUUUUGUUGGCAGUUUAGUUGACAGUAGGAAGUAGGCAUGCAGGUCUAGUGGUCUAAGAGUGCAAGUGCCUUCUAAUAAACUGGUAUCUAAUUCCUAACUCAGUUUUAUUCUGAUGUCUCUACAAGACCACCAUGCUUUAAAACCAAAGGGUAAUAUGUUGUUCUCAUGUAAUAGAGUCUAUUUGACACGUUUGGUGUAGUCACAGUGGAGGUGCAGGAUAAUUAACUAAUUUAAGUUAAUUUCCCAAUCAAAAGCUGACAGAAUCCCUCUUUAAACCAUAUCUCUCGAACAAAACUAAUCACACCUCUGUGUAUGUAAAUGAAAGGUAUUUCCUUUUUGCUAAAAUGUUUAAGGGAGUUUGAAAAGUGUCCACUGAAGAUUACAACACACUAAAAUUGUUAAAUUGUUGAAUCUAAAGUGCAUAAUACUGUUUGAGUGGGCAAGAGUAAGAUGCCAACUGUGCUUUGUUUAUUAUUUUACUGUUGUCUGUAUGUGUGAGGAGGAGGGAGUUCUCUGUGCAGUCAUUUUUUGUUUGUUCACUAAAAGAAAGCCACCAAAGGACUUGGACCAGGUGUGUGUGUGUGUGAAGAAGGAGGGUGAAUGAGCAGUAGAGAAAGUAGUGGACGAGGGAGAAACUAAUGUUGGAGACGGACAGCUUUUAUCAUUGGGCUCCUUGUCCUCUGGGGAGCAUGCCUCUGAGCUGCUAAGGAAAGUGUGAGUGAAAGUAUGUGAGAGUGAGUGCAUAUGUCACAGCCCUAUCAUUCCCUCAUAUUGGCUAAAACCCCCUAGCAUAUUAACACAGAAAAAAACAAAUAGAAUAAAUGUUGAAACUCAAUCAUCGGACUGCUGUGUGCCCUUUUUUAUGUCUGAAGUGUUUCUGUUUUGAUAAGAACUUCACAUAACAACACACACUACACGUGGGGAGAAAGUUUGACUUAAAACAAUUGAUAUUCUUUCAAAAAUAGUUCCAGGUGCCUUAUUUCAGUGUCAUUUUUAAAGUCCAUCAUUAAGAUUUGAUGAUUUGUGUUAUAUUGCAUACUGCAAAAGUCACAUAUAUUACAAUUAAAUAUUUCUGCUUGAUUGCU